Molecule: messenger RNA, 12571 nt
Organism: Exaiptasia diaphana
Lineage: Eukaryota; Metazoa; Cnidaria; Anthozoa; Actiniaria; Aiptasiidae
Exons: 22
Coding region: 218-12181 (3987 amino acids)
Biological process (GO): detection of mechanical stimulus
Cellular component (GO): membrane
Molecular function (GO): calcium channel activity; calcium ion binding; protein binding
Source: RefSeq, a predicted model, not a curated record
GUGYUAUAAAAACGCAACACACUUCUGGUCCCUGGACAAGCCAACACUGAGCGACGUAUUCUCCAGAAGAGCGGCGAUAACGGACAUUACAAACGUCAAAGCAGGACCAGGSGCAGCCCUGGUAACUACUACAGCCAUAAGCUUAAAGAACAACCAAAUCAAUCUUGGUGAUUUCKCCAACGAGUGUGUCAGUAACCCUAAUCUAUGCUCGMAAGGCAUGACGGUAGCACUUUGGUUSAACAUCGACUUAGCGGCGAGUGGUGCCCAGACCAUUCUCUCAUCAGACACCAACUCUCCCGGRAUUCGAAUCUACUACGAUUCUAGCGACCUUUAUGGUGUUGUACACGAUGGGUCGGUCAAGCACACUGCUAAACUACCCGCCAGUAAAGGCGUUUGGCAUCACGUGGCCAUCACGUGGAGCUCCUUAUUAGGAUUGCGAAUGAUGAUUGACUUUAACAGUAAAACCCAAGGUUCUUCAGCUGUUAAUUUAAUAUUGACUGAUUCAAAUACCUUGUUGACGCUUGGCGCCAAAAACGACAUGAGCGGAAGCGCGGACGCARUCGUUAGCAGUUUGGCGAUUUGGUACGAGGCCUUAGAACUGUAUCAUCUACAGAAAAUAGGAAUCGCCGCUGGAAUCACACCAGGCGUACUAUUAUCUAGUAAUACCGACAUCCAUCUCAAUCUCCCCAUCGACCAGAUUACUACCAACAACGAUAAACAAGACACCGCCGAACUCUCUCAACUUAAUUACAACGAUGGUAACCCGAAUUCAGCGGGUUGGCAGCCAUUCACAGCAACUGGACGAGAAUACCUCCAGUUAGACUUUGUCUUGGGGCGAAGCAUAACUCGAYUGUUGACUCAAGGUGGAGGCACUACUUGGGUAACUGUCUUCACGCUUUCUCAUAGCUUGGAUGGGAUACAAUGGGAAAAAUAUCAGAUAAAUGGCUCAGUAUAUAACUUUCGCGGCAAUUCAGACAGUUCCAGCAUCGUUUCUCAUAGAUUCAGCCCACUCAUCGAGGCCCGCGUGAUUCGCAYUUUCCCAGUCAGCUGGCAUAUUUCUAUUGCCAUGCGCGUUGGCGUGUUCUUCGCCAUAGACCCAUUCCUUAGCAAAGGUUGCUACACUAGCACGUCGCUAAAUUUGAGACAGCCAAGUAACAACAUUAAUCCUAGCGCAAUGCAUCCUGGCAUGUGUGUGACUCCAUGUGGCAUAGGUUCCUAUAAAUACGCUGGCCUGACAGUUGAAAGCCGAUGCUAUUGUAUUAAUACAUUGCCGAGCACCGGUAAGGUCUCAAAGUACAAAUGUAACGAGCCUUGCAGAGGAAACCCCGCGUUUAUGUGCGGCAGCCAAUCACAUGUCAGCAUUUAUGACGUCCGGGAACCAUUGAACAACAAACUAUCCAUAACAAUUCCAAGCACUGCAAUGGCGAUGGAGAAAUUCAAAGUCACUUCUGAUAGCCACCACUUUUUUAUCUCGAAUUUCUGGGACGGUAUAUUUUUGACUACAAAUAAUUCAGAGCUGGAGUACUUCGUACUGACCGCUGAUUCAAGAAGGGUUUUGUCAAGCACAUGGAUUGGUAGAUAUGGUGUACCGAGACAAAUCAAAACAACAAAGAAACUUGAUGUUGGCUGGUCGGUGAUGGGUACUAAUAUAACUUACAAUAAAAUAGUCGAGUCCAAUCUGUCAUAUUUAGUUAAUGCGACCAUUAUCGAAGGCAAAGACGUUGUCAUGACUCUCACAAAAAGGAACGCAUCGGAAGGCACGUCCGAGUAUUAUCCACCUAAUUCUAACUUGUACCGCACAUCACGUGCAARAGUGAGACAACGAAUAACGACAAGCGGACCCACAGCUGUCGACCGAGUGUACCUGCUGGUUGACAACCAAUUUAAAACGGGUGUUUUAAAAGCCUUUAGCGCUGAAGUUGCAAGCAAAGGCUAUGUGAAACUGCAGAUCUAUCGUCCUGUAUGCAGAAGGCGUAAGGAAAAACAGUAUUGCUAUAUUAGUGGACAUUGCAGUUCAUCUAUACCAAAAUGUACAGGAUCGUCUUCGGACAAACAAACUUCAUGCUCUGCUCCUAAAUUCUUCUCUUUGACGACAUCAAGAUGUACAAUAUCUAGCUUAGUCUUUGUUAAAAACACUGUAGGACAAGUUGGAGGACCUUUGACAGCAAACUUCGAACUUGUAUUUGAGCAGCUGGUUUAUUUAACCGCUGGAGUUCAUCUUUUUCUCGCGCAAAACGUAACUCCAGGUUCUGGCUUUAAAGUUCGCGAUAAGGAUAUUAUAGGGGUUACUCUUCCACCAGUCACAGGCGCAGAGUUGAACAUGGCGAGAUCACACAAACGGAUACCUUACAAAACGGGAGUGAAUGUGACCGUUGGGGGUUUUUACGUGACCGCCAACUACAACAGCACCGCUUUAGAUUUUUCGCCACUCGUACGCGCGACUUACGUCGUUUCAGCGGAAUUCUCACUCAGUCUAAACUGCAGUGUUGGGCACUACUUUGACACAUUUAAUUUCUCAACUGGUCAUAAUUACGAAACUCAAUCCGCCGAGUACGUUUGCAUUGAGCGAAUCCGUAACGUCAAGUGGGGAUUACUUCCGUAUGUUGAAGUUGGAAUGCCACUUAAUAUAACAGUGUACAAACACUAUGGAUACAACGUUACGCACAUCCUAGAGUUCGAUAACAAUGCUAUCAAUAACACUAUAGAACCUCCUACUAACUUUACGCAUACAUACGAAAGAGUCGAUCGAAAUAUUACAUUUCAACAUACUUUUGACUCCGUGAGUAACUAUACCAUUACGAUGGCUGCGUACAACAUUCUAGGCUCUUUUAGCCGCCUUUGUACCGUGGCAGUCCUAAAUGCGGUGCAAGCUGUGAUCAUUGACUCYGUUACACCUACUGCCGUGAACACGAUCAUGAAUAUAUCUUGGACUGUGUACAACGGGACUGAAACACAUUGUAAUGUGUCAUACGGCGAUGGGCAUGCCACCAGGGUUGAAACUGGGACCAUCAAUGUUUCUAAGUCAUACUGGGUAGCUAAAACAUAUCAGACCUUUGGCGAGUAUUGGGUCAAUAUAUCGUGUGGAAAUCCUGUAAGUGAAGUGGUAAAUAUAACGAUGGUCGUAGUCGAGGUUCCUGUGAAGUCACCGGUAGUUUGUAAGGUGAAGUCUUUUGAUAACAACCCUUGGAUUGAGGUGAAUGAGACCGUUGAGUUUCAAUCUUACCUAACGAAUAAACCAACUAACGUGGUAACACGAUUGGAAUAUGGUGACGGAAAUUUCAACGAAACAAGAGAAUAUACAACGCUUGUUUAUAGUGGUGUUCAGCCGUACUAUCGAUAUUCUAAAGUCUUGAAAUCAUAUUCGUAUUGGACAGUAUUCAAUACCAACAUCACCGUUUAUAACAAUGUGAGCUCAGAAAAUUGCUCUAUGGAUGUGACAGUCCACAAGCCUGUUUAUCCCAUAAUAAUCACAUCACUGACCGCGAGGGACGCCAACCUUUCGACCCCAACUGCAUUCAUGAUGAACAUUUCAUCAGGGAAUGACUUUAACUGUACUUGGAACUUUGGUAACUCGUAUAUUAGGUAUAAUGGCAGUAGUUUUUCUACAUUGGGAAGCUAUGUAUACUAUGAGUAUUCCAUUGUGAAAUGUUACACUGUUAUUGUAUUUUGUGCWAACCGUUUGUACACAGYCACCAACAGUACAAUAGCCUGCGUUUAUCUGCCAAUAGAAAACCUGACCCUCACCGCCCCUUCCCAUCAAGACAUCAAUAUCGGUUGCCCAAUUUCUUUCCGGGCAGGGCAAGGGACGAGCAUUCAUUUUAGGAUGACAUGGAACAAUGUUACUACCUUGCAAACUAAGAACAUUACCAUUACUUCGAUAUCUUCAACCUCGACAAUCACUACUGGGAGUACCACCAUUAAGUCUUCGUAUUUUCCCCAAAUUGGCACUUAUAAAGUUAAACUUUUCGCCGAAAACAAAGUGACAUCAACAGUUGUAAGGUCAGAGAUUGUAAAGGUACAUAGUCCAAUUUCCAAAUUCGCCGUCCAAAGCAGCCAUGAGUACAUUGAGGUGAAUCAUGUGGUAAACUUAAAGGCUACUGUGGAUUCCGGUUCUAAUGUAACGGUUUAUUGGGAUUUUCAAGAUGGCAUGAACCAAUCACAUUUUUUCAACGGCGAUACUUUACGGCUUGGUGGUGACAUCGUGAACUAUUCGUUCCAAGAUUCCGGUCUCUUCAAGGUCAGCACUAACUUUAGUAACCCUUUGGAGAGUUUUGUUAGUUUGACCAAUAUAUAUGUACAAUAUCCAGUAAAGAAGCUUGAACUUAAGACGAACAGUCCACAGAUCAUACCUACUGGUACAACUACUUUUACUUUAAAGGUACCACAAAAUAUACGAGCGCCGACGGAUGCGUUCAUUGACGUUACCUAUGGGUCGAUCGGUGUUGAUAGUGAUAAACCCUUCGGGACAGAGAAAGUAAAAAAUUUUUCGAAAAGCAUCGUGAAACCUGGGUUGUACCAAGUGAAUAUCAAUAUCAGUAACAAGAUAAGUUGGCAACAAAUCAAUACAACAAUCGACGUCCAAAGAGAAAUCAAAGGCCUUGAGCUGUUUGCAGUGAAUACUGGCGCAGGAGACACUGCGUUCGGGACACCCGGUCUUGGUAAAGACAAAAACGCGUUUCCACGCGAGAUUCCGGUUCGAUUUAAUGUGCGUACGACAGACGGUUCAAACAUGACGUUUUUCUUCAAUUACGGGGACAAUUCGAGUUAUCAUACUCAGGAUACCUACUCCACACAUUUGUUCGAGAAGAGAGGGAAUUAUAAUAUCACGGUGAUUGCUAACAACUCAGUUAGUGAAAUGCAAGCUUCAAUAGAAAUUGUUUUGAUGGACAGUAACAUUGGACUUUUUUUUGACAACGAUGGGCCCACGUCUUUUCCACUGAAAACUACUUUUACUUUGAAAUUGUCACAAAUUGGAAAUGAAGCUUGCUGCUUGGUCGAUUUGACCAACAAAACAUAUUUCAUUUACAAGGAUAACGAAGCGACAACCUGUCGGGAUGACUGGAAAAAACUGUCCAAAGUUCAAAACGUCGUGAAAGACAAACUUGAUGUUUCUCUUUCAUUCUCGUUCAAAUUUUGGCAAAAGAAGUAUUACUAUGUUAAAGCAGCUUGUCAUAACACAGUCUCGUACGUUGAGAAACAACACGUAGCCAUUAUACUUCCUCUGCCAUGUGCCUUCCCCGUGAUUGAUCUCAGAAACGUUGGCAAGACCUAUGAGAAGAGAAAACUAUUUUUCCGAUCUUCAAACAUUAAAAUUCACUCCAAAGUUGAUGUCUAUUGCUAUGCUUCAAGGAGAACAGAUUUUUUGUGGACGGUCUACAGCGUUAAUGACACAGGGCAUUCCCAAACCCCUUACAAAAUCAAUUCAGAAGGGAGUACCACCAACAGAUCAGUCCUGGAGCUGCCACCUCGGACAUUACCACUUGGGAAAUACAAAUUUCAGCUGAAUGUCAGCAUAGUGGCAUUAGACCUUGUCUACAGGACAGCCGCUUGUUAUGUAGAAAUCGUCCCUUCGCCCCUUCAGUGUUUUGUCUAUGGGGGCAGCGGCUGGUUACAGUCAGUAUACCGUGAUAUGCAGCUUGCUGGACAUCUCUCGUACGAUCCUGACGAAAACGAGGACAACAACACCAAUUGGAUUGAGCAUUACUUCUACUGCAGGAAGAACGGAGCCAACUACACUUUUCCAAAAAUGCCUCUCCUUGACACCAUAGAGCAAGCAAAGGGUGGAGGUGGGUGCUUAAGAAAUGAGGCCGGGUUUAUCAGCAAGGGUAUGAGUAUCAAAACCUAUCUGAAUGGCACAUUUAAAGUAAAUGAUUCGCUGGAAUUCAGACUUUACUGCAUGAAAGGCUCAAGACUUGGAUUCUUUGAUGUUUUCUUGAAGAUGGCAGAUAUUGACCCCCCUCGUUGUCAACUAAGUAUUGAUAGUCUCACAUUCAACCGUCAAGUUAUCAGUUCAUCAAAGGUGACAAUAAGAGCCAACUGUAACGUUUGGGAAGGCACUGAGGCAGACAUAGUUCUAAAAUGGGAUCUCUUCAAAAAGGUCAACAUCAGCGACUUAGAAAUCAAGGAUUUAAAGGACUUCUUGCAUAUUCAAGGUGAUAGAAAUUUUCUUGUUCUUCGCAAGGACUCUCUCGAUGAUUGCAGCUCUUACAUGGCCAAACUUGUGGCUCGCUUUGGCGAUGGUCCACCUGGAUUCACGUACAUCGACAUCACMACACACUGCUCCCCUAAAGGAGGCAGAUGUGCGGCGCUUCCCCAAGAAGGAUUUUCCACGACGCCAUUCAAGUUUAAAUGCGAGGGUUGGAAUAGUUCAGGAGGCGACUUGCACUUUUAUUUCUACUAUAAAACUCGUCCUUAUGAUCUGCCAUGGCUAUUCGUUCAUACUGAACAACUCGCCACGGACAAUAUAACUUUACCUGAGGGUGAUGAGGCCUUUGAUUAUAAUGURGAUGUCAUAGUUCAGGUGGUAGAUAGUGUUGAAGCAAUUACAGAACAGACAUUUAAAGUGAAGGUUAAACCAAAACAAACUCCUCCAGAUGAAUCCUUGUAUGCAACGCUGCGUAAAGAUAUUCUUGACAAAAAUGGACGAUUGGUAGACCUGGACAUGAACGAUAACUCUCAGGCACUUAAUCAAUGGUGUCAUCACAAAGCUAAAAUAUUGAACAACGUGUCAAAAGGACAAAUAAAUGACAUGAAAAAUUUGACCCGAUUACUUCAAGAACUUGAAACAUUUUUGGAUGAACUUCCAACGAAAGAUCCUCCGGGAACCGAUCAUMAAAAGACAGCCGAAGUCCCGGUUUUGAAAGCACAGAUAGAAGAUUUAACUAACCAAUCGAAAAAAUAUUGUGAAAUCCGUGAAAGAAUUGCCCUGUCGGUGUUCAAUGUUCAGUUGGAAUCUAUCACCACAAUUCAAAUGACAUCAGUAACAAUCUCUGAACUGGCGGGGAGCCCUGAAGACCAUUGUAUCCCCAUGCUGGUACACCUUACAGGAGCGCUCAAAAAAAUCUCGGAUUUUUUCAUUGUGAAAAUGCCAAGUUUGAAUUUUGAUGAUGUCAGAAGUGGAAUGUCGUCGUUCUCUCAAGCUUCGGCGGCCGUUCUUCGCGGGUUCAGUGACAUAUGGGAAAAAUCAAUACAAGGGGAUACUCWAGAGAAGARACAAAAUGUCCAACUGGCCGCAAAUUAUUCCGAUUUGCUCAURGAUCUGAUCCAAGACACAAUCAGUGCUCUCAAAGAUUGCUGUAUUGUGCUCAACGAAUUCCCAACAAAGGUGUUCUCUCCUGAGCUUAAUAGCACAUUUGCUAAAAACACAUUGGACGUGCUCUAUAAUCUGUCCCUUCAUACCGGUAGUGGGAUGGUGAACUUGAAAGGCGUGCUUGAUGAAGUGUUUGGUGACAUUAACGACACGUCCUUGACCGUCACCACAGAAGCAAGAGUUUUUAAGGAUAACCCUUUCACUGGCGAUAAUUCAUCUAGGCAUGUCCAUAGCAUGGUAUGYGACUUUCAGCUAUCAAACAAAACAGGCCCUAUAAAACUACAWAACCUGACAACUCCUSUUGAGAUCUGGAUUMGGAAAAAAGGAYCCCUAUCAAAUUGCUUUCRAGGMAAAAUCUCAUAUCAUGAUACAGAGUACCAUAUAUUCGAGGUGACCAGGAACGAAAGCUCAGUCAACGUUGACGUACGAGAAGUCGUUGACAACUCUCAACAAGCAGAAUUUUCGGUAUCUCUUCGGAAAGGCCGAAGACCUAACGAGAACGAAGACGAUUAUUAUGACCUUCCGACUAUUGACGAAGAUAACCAAACAGUUCAUACGAAGUUCUUUGCUAGCAAUAAAACCAAUAAUACAAUGGCUGGUGUGUAUUAUGUUGCUGUAAAGUACAAUAGGACUUUGAAUGGCAAGGAAAUAUCCCAGGAAAACAUGAACAAGGUGGUGAACUAUUCCAUGUGUGUGUAUACAUCGRAGUGCAUCUUUUGGGAYGAGAAGGAKAAGCRCUGGGUAGGAUUUGGUUGCCAGGCUGGUCGACGGUCGAACUUGACUCACACGCAAUGCCUUUGUAAUCACGCCACAGGGUUCGGAAGCGAUUUUGUUGUCCCACCAAAUAGAAUCGAUUGGGAUAAAAUCACCCUCGAAGAACUAUUUAAUAACUUCUUGGUCRCGGGUGUUCUGCUAGGCACCAUUGGACUCUAUUUACUUCUUCUGAUUCCCGCAAGACGACAAGACAUCAAAGAUCUGACUAAGUUGGGAGUCAUCCCGAUUCCCUCAAAUGAUCCACGAGACUCAUACGGCUACGAGAUUUGUCUCUACACCGGGUUCCAAAGAGGUAGCGGGACAACCGCACAAGUAUCAAUCAUCCUCUCAGGUUCCAAGAAUAACACUCAGCCUCGYGUACUCCAAGACAUUGACAAAAAAAGUCGGCUCUUCCAACGUGGUUGCGUGGAUAGUUUCUUGUUGACCACKCCGUUCGACCUGGGGCAAGUUGAAUCUGUCAAACUCUGGCACAACUUCGGCGGAGAAAAUCCAUCAUGGUAUUUAUCCCGAAUGUAUGUGCGRGAUUUACAGACCGAUACAAAGACGUGGUACAUUUGUAAUCGAUGGUUCGCGGUCGAGGAAGAUGAUGGGAAAAUCGAACGGGUUCUCCACCCAGCGUGCAAUAGUGAUCUUACGUCCUUUAACCUUCUCUUUCAGUCGGAAACYAGAAAAAACUUUUCCGACAGUCAUCUGUGGUUCUCCGUUUACUAUCGCCCACCUCAAAGCACUUUCACAAGAGUGCAGCGAUUGACCUGUUGUUUGUGCAUACUUCUAAGCACAAUGCUUGCCAACGCCAUGUUCUAUCAGACUGGUGRAGAUACCCGGAACGCUGAGGUGGUUAUUGGUCCAUUUAGACUGUCGACGCAGCAGAUUUCCAUAGCAAUCACAAGCAGUUUAGUGGUAUUGCCAAUUAAUAUGAUAAUUAUCAAUAUCUUUCGUAAAGCGCGCUUGAAGGACCCUCCAAAUAACGAAAACAYCAAACAAUYCUUGGACAAAAAUAGGAGGAAUUCAGGAACACAGUCAACACAUGAAGAAGACGAGGAAACUGAGCAUGUGUAYGAAGAAAUAUCACUUGAAAAUAAAAGUGAUGUCGAUGAAGAGGGCGAAAAUAACGACGAAAACASUAAGAAAGUUAAAAARGAAACACCCAAAGAGCCCAAGAAGCCCUUUACACUCCCCCACUGGUCAGUUUACAUUGCUUACGUGWUGGCUUUUCUAACGUGCGCCACGUCCUCCGUUAUCACUGUUUUUUACUCGUUAACUUUCGGUAAACCCAAAGCCGAAGGAUGGCUGUCCGCCAUGAUGAUUUCAUUUUGGCAGGAUGUCCUUAUUUCCCAACCAAUCAAAGUCUUGGCUAUCGCCGUYCUGGUAGCCCUCAUAAUCAAAGACCCUAASAAAAUGGAGGAAGGCACUAAGAGGUCAGCGGAAUUGGGUCAUGACGAGGAAUGGGUCCACAGGRAGCCUGACACAAACGAAAAAGUUCAAUUCCUUGUGCCCAAACCACCAACUGAAGACGUGCUGUAUGAAAGGAAGCAGAUKUUGCUCAAACAAAAAGAGAUGAAGGCCAUCAUAAAAGAAAUCGUUGUCUAUUUUCUGUAUUUGAUGGUUUUGUGUGUUGUAGCGUACGGUGGUGUUGAUCCUCAGUCUUUCCAGAUAUCGCAAGCAACGAAAGCGGUUUUCGCGGAAAGUUCGUAUGCUGGUGCGGAUCCGUUCGACUCUGUUGUCGAGCCUGUAAAGUUCUGGAAAUGGCUUCAUUCUACUAUGAUUCCAGCCCUCAAGCCAAACUACUGGUAUGGACCUUACAAAGACAACCAAGAAGAAGUACUUUGGUCUGCGGAACGCAUUAAACACAAGGCAAGAAGAGGUUGGAGGUUCAAAGUUCAUAAACGGGUCACCGGAACGUCCGAUUCCAAUACAAUCGAAUCAGUUGAAAAUGCAACGCUUCACAAGUUCCCCCAAAACGUCAUAGCAGAUCGUGGAACAGCGUACAUCAUAGGAUCUGCUCGUCUCAGGCAGUUACGAGUGCGUCGAGGUGAAUGCGACAUUCUUCCUACCUUAAAAAGGUACUUCCACUCGUGCACAUCCCCCUAUACAUGGGAAAAUGAAGAUGACACAUCCUAUCUUCCUGGAUGGAAAUCCGUUAACAAAAGUACACAAGAAAUACUUGCUAAAGAUGACAAAUCUGCUUGGGUCUGGAGAAGUGCUUGGGAUCUCCAGGGGACUCCCUUUUGGGGAAUCUUUGCCACUUACUGGGGAGGCGGUUACGUGGCCAACCUCGAACUAUCAAGACUCCAGACCAUCGACGAAAUGCAGAACCUUGAGUUGGAAACCUGGAUAGACCGCCAUACCAGGGUAGUCUUCACUGAAUUCGCACUGUAUAACGCGUAUARUAACUUCUUCUGUGUCAUAACAAUGUUAUCGGAGAUCAUUCCGACAGGGGGUUACCACCAUUACGUUCAGUUUCGACCAAUUCGUUUAUACCGAUAUACGGGACCAGAGACCUACACCUUGAUGGCUUUUGAAUUGGUAUACAUCAUCUUCCUAUUCGUGUUCACGUACAGCGAGUUUAAAGAGCUUUUCCGCCGUAAAGGUAAAUACUUCCAAGACCCGUGGAACUUCGUGGAAAUAUUGAUAAUCGUUUUGUCUUUUGUGACUAUCGGACUAUUCUUCGCUCGCCUGGCGUUCGGCAAGUACGCCGUGAGCAGGAUGAGAAAGAACCCUGGGGGCUUCGUUAGCUUUACGUACGUGCUACUACUAGACGAGUACCAAAUUGCUACUCUUGGGUUUGUUGUUUUCUUUAACAUUUUGAAGUCAUUCCGCCUUCUGAGGUUCAACCGUCGCAUGUCUUUGCUAACAAGGACUGUCAAGGAGUGUGCGGCGCCGUUGAUGUCGUUCUCCGUAUUGUWCCUGAUCGUGCUCUUAGCGUACGUCCAGUUUGCUUUUCUCGUUUUUGGACCAACGGAGGAGGACUACAGUUCCUUUUCCACAUGUCUUUCGACCAUAAUGACUAUGACGCUUGGAGGGUUCGACUUUGAAACUCUAGCCAACGUGAACCGCAUAUUGGGACCKAUAUUCUUCUUCUCUUUCAUGUUGYUCGUCUUCAUGAUUCUUGUCAACGUAUUUCUUAGCAUUAUUAACGACACAUUGGCAAACGUGUCGAGCGAUGUGGCGCUGCAGUCGAACGACUACGAGAUUAUGGAUUUUGUAGUGCACCAAAUUAAGUUGGCAGCAGGUGCGCACGUUGGCCCCGCCGUAAAACCAGUGUACAAAAAGAWAAAGACACAACUUCAACGUGAUAUAGAUGCCAUUGAGUCACUGUCUGAGAACAUCGAAUACGCUUUGACCAACACUAUUGUGGAAGAACAGCGUCAAACAAACUGGUUAAAGCCAGAAAACAUGACGAGAAAAAAGCUGAUCGUCUUGCAAGAGGUGCUUCGACGACAGGAGGGCGACCAAGAUGAAGACGACUUGGCGAACUUGAUUCCUAUGAUGGAGCAAUUUCUCAUCAAAAAUGGCAAUAGGGACGCUGUUAGAAAKGCUCAUAAUCAUGAAACCGACGUGGUGUCACUAGAAGAUGUCGACUUCGACAUGAAAAAAAGUUCUCGAUCUAGUAGUUUCGACAGCAAUAAUCAACACUUGUACGAGAGCUUAUCCAAUAACGCAACUAACAUUACGGCAGAGACACUGCCUCACUUGGAAGACUCGUUAAUAUGUUCACAAGGCAACAAAGAAGAACUCGUGGAUGACAUCUAUGAAUCACCAACSGCAGACGUUAGUGAUGAUGAUUGGUUCGUGGAUAGUGUAACGUCAAGUGGUAAACUCGUGGAAACUGUUAAAACAGAAAAUCUUGAAUCUGCGCAACAGMAUAUUCUUAAGAAUGGUAGACCUUCCAAGGAUGAAGCGACUGACGAUAAARAAUCCGACAAUAAGGAAUACGAGAAUCCCACAUACCAAAAUGAAUCUCUGCUAAGUCCAAAGGGGCCUGGAGAAUCGACUGACUCCCCUAUGUCGACGCUGUCGGGCCCAGCUCAUUCCACAGUAACAAGACCAAGUUUCUGUGAUUCACUCUAUAAUUAUGAAGAAAAUAGCACCUUAUAAAGAGUAUAAAGAGUCACCUUAUCAAAAAGGUUGCCUUGGUCAGUUUUAUAGACCCCUUACGGUUCAUGGGAAUGCAGUUCCAAGUGGAGGACAAAACAAUGGAUUUUUGUUCCCAAGACGUUGCUCCAGAUGAAGCUGCUUUGACGUCACACGCCUUUUUUCAUAGAAUUCGUCACAUGCCUCUUUUUAUAGAAUUGUAGGAGAACAGUUUGUUGUUUUUUUUGGACAAGCCCACAAUGUAAAAUUUAUUUGAUUUGCUGAUAUACCAAACGUUUUGAGAUUUUUGCCAGAAAGCAAUAGAUAUUUAAAUACACUGAGAUUUCUAAGAUAUCAAUCACUUGAACAAGAAAAGCAAGAACAAGAAAAUGUACUAUGUAAUCUGUAUGUCAU